This is a messenger RNA of Schistocerca piceifrons (Central American locust), 1400 nucleotides long. RefSeq names its product DNA-directed RNA polymerase II subunit Rpb4 (gene Polr2D). Gene Ontology annotation, cellular component: P-body; RNA polymerase II, core complex. The record is from RefSeq and is a predicted model, not a curated record. Gene Ontology annotation, biological process: mRNA export from nucleus in response to heat stress; positive regulation of translational initiation; nuclear-transcribed mRNA catabolic process, deadenylation-dependent decay. The transcript has 4 exons. Lineage: Eukaryota; Metazoa; Arthropoda; Insecta; Orthoptera; Acrididae. Gene Ontology annotation, molecular function: translation initiation factor binding; nucleotide binding. Bases 113 to 532 code for a protein of 139 amino acids.
UAGGCACUAAACAAUUGCAUUCGUCACUCGUGAUUAGUCGCGGAAAGUGUUAUUUACGAUCCUACGAAGUGUUUGUUUAAUUAAUAAACAGUAAAAACCGUAGUAAGCAAAAAUGGCUAAUCCUGCUCUAAGAGAUAUGGUAGAAGAAGAUGCGGCAGCGUUAGUGUUCCCAAAAGAGUUCGAGAAUGCAGAAACGCUGCUGAUCAGCGAGGUGCACAUGCUGCUGGAGCACCGGAAGGCACAGAACGAAAGUGCUGAGGAGGAGCAGGAAUUCUCAGAGGUGUUUGUCAAGACGCUGGGCUACACCAAUCGCUUUCGAAAGUUCAAGAACAAGGACACAAUUGCCGCUGUACGUAGUCUGCUAGCACAAAAGAAGCUGCACAAAUUUGAACUGGCUUCGUUGGCGAACCUGUGUCCGGAGAACCCCGAAGAAGCAAAGUCGCUGAUUCCGAGCCUGGAAGGGAGAUUUGAAGACGAGGAGCUGCGACAGAUCCUGGAAGACAUCCAGACGAAGAGGAGCCUCCAGUACUGAUGAUUGUGCACUGUGCACUGCAUGUGUUUGAUGCCUGGCUGCCGGCAACGAGUCGCACAUAUGUAUCGUUGUAGGGGAUGAUUGUUGUUUUAAGCAAAGUUUUCUGUGUUGAGUUUAUAUUCUUUGAUAGGGUUUUUCUGGCAUUUGUUUAAUGGACUUGUAAGUUAUUUUGCCACACAAGUGUGAUUUCAGUUAUUACUGUCAUUCAUUGCAUUUAAAAAUGGGUCAGCUGAAGUUAGUCUGUAUAAUUACUCCAACUGAUUUCCCUUAUUUUGUUACAAAACAGUGAAAUAUUUGAUCAGUAAAUGAAACAAACUACUGGAAACUUAAAUUCAAGAAUAGAACAGUAGUCACAUCAGGAUAGUUAGUAAUAGAAACACACAACUUCCGCAGUUUCUCAAUUUUUACCUGUAUUUAACACAUUUGUGAUGGCAAUGUGAUGUUGAUUGGAAUAUUGGGUGCGUAGAGGAACUUUUAUUUUGUAAAAACUGACAUUCCAGAAACAAGGGAUUGUGCUGCUGCAGCAGUCUUUUUCUUUCCAGUUUCCACACCUGUCAUAACUUGCAUGAUUGAAGAACUGUUUUGUUUAUUUCAAUAUGGAUCUUAGCAUCCACCUGUAACUAAUUUCAAAAAGAAAGGAAAUAUUGGUCAGUGGUCUGUCAUCAAGUGUCCAGAUGUGAUCAGUUUCAUUUUUCAGGACAAUAUUUGAGUAACUGAUCUAAUAAAUAGUGGUAACAACUCACCGAAGAGUUGACUUGUCAGUACCUACAUGAGAAAGAUUGAGUUUUUAUAGCUUUCAGAUGAAUCCCUCUUUGGGCUACAAGUGCGAGUCCAAACCCCCUCCCUCCUAUUUUCAACACACACACAC